UCUUUCUCUCAUACCACAACAACAGUCCCAACUCCCAAACUCAAAUUCACUUGAAAUUCAAAUUCAAAUGUCGUCGAAAUGCAGCAAGAUUCGCCACAUUGUGAGGCUUCGUCAGAUGCUGCGUCGCUGGCGCAUCAAGGCGCGCAUGUCCUCGGCUGCUAAUAACCGCUCAAGCUCUUCUCCGCCGUCCGAUGUUCCCGCUGGACACGUGGCGGUCUGCGUCGGCAUCAACUGCACCAGAUUCGUUGUGCGAGCUACUCACCUCAACCACCCUGUGUUCCAGAAGCUUCUAGUUCAGGCGGAAGAAGAGUACGGCUUCGCCAACCACGGUCCUUUGGCUAUUCCCUGCGACGAAGCACUCUUUGAAGAUGUUAUCCGGUUCAUUUCCCGCUCUGAGUCUGGAUCCGGUUCGAACCGAUUCUUGAACCUUGAUGACUCUCAGAGACACUGCCACGUCGGAAUCAGGAACAACCUUGAUUUCUGGAAGCAGGAAUCUCGACCGCUGCUCCACGGCUUCACUGACAAGACCAUUUGGUAGUAAGAUCUUUAAACCGAACGGACCGGACCGGACCGAACCGGUUUGGUACACUGGUUCUGAACCGGAUAUUCAUUGGUUCUUUCUUCGGCUGCUACCUAUUUUUUUGGUCACGGGAAUUUGGAGCUAGUAGUAGUAAUUUGGUAAAGUACUACUAUUAUUAUAGACCGUACCACAACAAGUUCAGGAUUCGAACAUUGACAUUGUAAGUAAAAUUUAUUUUAGGGGGUUACAAUUUCACUUUUUCAAUGACCAAAUUACUUAUAUAAGGUCUGGGAGAUAUUUUUUUUCUUUCAAAUAUAAUUUUGGUCUUGAGUUCGAGUCAUGGGUAGAGAUGUAUCUGGAGCUUUGAGCUUAGAGCGAGUUAAGCAUGGAGGCGAAUUAGGUUAUUAUAUUAUUAUUUUUAACUCCCCUGCCCAAUUAUGUAAAGACGAAUUGUGGGCCUUUGAAUUGGAGCGGCCCAACUCGAAUCAAAUUAGUUGAAAGAAGUUAAAAAAAAAAAAUGGAAUUAAAGAUGCUCCGGGGAAUGCUGUGGAGAUGGCAAACAAGGGUGGGAGAGAAUUAGUUACUACUAUCGGCGACCACCGAGUCGUCCCCGGGUUCAAAUCGGAAGGGAGUUACUGAGUUGACAAGCGAGUGAGAGUGAAACGUGUGUGGGUCUGGUAAUAACUUUUGUAAACUAUAUUGUGUAUGUAAGUACCCUAUUAUUAUUGAAAGAUGAUUGAUUGAAAAUGAAAUUU
Messenger RNA from Arachis stenosperma, 1275 nucleotides. Its product is annotated as indole-3-acetic acid-induced protein ARG7. Gene Ontology annotation, biological process: response to auxin. NCBI's taxonomy places the organism in Eukaryota, Viridiplantae, Streptophyta, Magnoliopsida, Fabales, Fabaceae. Bases 68 to 538 code for a protein of 156 amino acids. The record is from RefSeq and is a predicted model, not a curated record. The transcript has a single exon.